This is a messenger RNA of Auanema sp. JU1783, 906 nucleotides long. NCBI's taxonomy places the organism in Eukaryota, Metazoa, Nematoda, Chromadorea, Rhabditida, Rhabditidae. The record is from the annotation of a GenBank genome assembly.
AUGAUAUCUGCCCAGCCAUCCAGAGAUGUAAAUUAUAUUCGAAAAGAGAACUCGAGCCAUAUCCCUUCGAUAUCCAUUGAUCCUCCUCGUCGGCUUUCCAUCUCAUCCCCACUUCGGUUUACUCGCACAUUCUCAGAAGAUUCACUUGAUUCCAUCGAAAAAACAGGAAGAAAAGAAUUGCUGAGGAGAAAAAUGCUUUCAAGUCAGGAAACAGCCAUGAAUCUUCUGCCUUCACCAAAUGGAUGUCCAUUGUUACGUGAAAUGGGACGAUCACGUACAGAACCGACGGAUUCAUCAGAUAACUUGAGGAUUCCACCAAUGCUUAAAAGAUCAACGGGUGAUCUUACCAGAGAACAUACUUCAAAACGUACAUUGGGGGAAGUAAUAGGUUUAACGCUCUAUCAGCACAAGCUUAUAACUCAAGCUUGGCCAAAUAUAUAUAGCACGGGAUGUAAUGGCCAAUUUGCAAGUAAUAUUUACGAUUUUUUGUGUAGAAAAUGUCCGAAAGCUCGAAUUUUGUUCAAAAAGGCUAAUACGGUAGCCAGUUUUGCUCAAACAGAUGAUUGUUAUGCCUUACAUGCUAAGGUAACUGUAGAAUUAAUAGAUGCAGCAAUACGAGGAUUAGAUACGGAACAUGUCAAAUUCACUUCAUAUGUAUAUGAGAUAGGAAAAUCUCAUCGGCAUUUACGUGCUGAGGGUCUAACCACCGGUAUGUGGGAUGAGUUAGGUGAUGCUAUAAUUGAAGCUUUACGACGUUAUGAGAGCGUUAGAAAACACAAGGAGUUACGCAGAGCAUGGCUUGCACUCAUUGCCUACAUCACAGAUAACAUGAAACAGGGUCAAACUGUUCUUCGAGCAUCGUCAAGUUAUGAAAUUUGUGACUAUGGUAGCCCCAAGAAGGUGUGA